Messenger RNA from Lepus europaeus (European hare), 3136 nucleotides. It is a transcript of the gene PARVA, whose product is annotated as parvin alpha. Gene Ontology annotation, cellular component: actin cytoskeleton; focal adhesion; cytoplasm. The record is from RefSeq and is a predicted model, not a curated record. Gene Ontology annotation, molecular function: actin binding. The coding region runs from base 61 to 1179 and encodes 372 amino acids. Gene Ontology annotation, biological process: establishment or maintenance of cell polarity; cilium assembly; actin cytoskeleton organization. The transcript is spliced from 13 exons. NCBI's taxonomy places the organism in Eukaryota, Metazoa, Chordata, Mammalia, Lagomorpha, Leporidae.
CGCGUCCGCCCAGCUCCAGCGCCGCGUCCCGCCCGGCCCGCGGCUGCCCGCUCCGCCGCCAUGGCCACCUCCCCGCAGAAGUCGCCCUCUGCCCCCAAAUCCCCCACUCCCAAGUCGCCCCCGUCCCGCAAGAAAGAUGACUCCUUCCUGGGGAAACUCGGGGGCACCCUGGCCCGGAGGAAGAAAGCCAAGGAGGUGUCCGAGCUGCAGGAGGAGGGCAUGAACGCCAUCAACCUGCCCCUCAGCCCGAUCCCAUUCGAGCUGGACCCCGAGGACACCAUGCUGGAGGAGAACGAAGUGCGAACCAUGGUGGAUCCAAACUCCCGCAGCGACCCCAAACUUCAGGAGCUGAUGAAGGUUUUAAUUGACUGGAUUAAUGACGUGUUGGUUGGAGAGAGAAUCAUCGUGAAGGACCUGGCUGAAGAUUUGUACGACGGACAAGUCCUGCAGAAGCUGUUCGAGAAACUCGAGAGCGAGAAGCUAAAUGUCGCCGAGGUCACCCAGUCAGAGAUUGCUCAGAAGCAGAAGCUGCAGACCGUCCUGGAGAAGAUCAACGAGACCCUGAAGCUUCCUCCCAGGAGCAUCAAGUGGAACGUGGACUCUGUUCACGCCAAGAGCCUCGUGGCCAUUCUGCACCUGCUGGUUGCUCUGUCUCAGUAUUUCCGGGCACCGAUUCGACUCCCAGACCAUGUUUCCAUCCAAGUGGUUGUGGUCCAGAAACGAGAAGGAAUCCUCCAGUCGCGGCAAAUCCAAGAGGAAAUAACUGGUAACACAGAGGCUCUCUCCGGAAGGCAUGAGCGUGAUGCCUUUGACACCUUAUUCGACCACGCACCAGACAAACUGAACGUGGUGAAGAAGACGCUCAUCACCUUCGUGAACAAGCACCUGAAUAAACUGAACCUGGAGGUCACAGAACUGGAAACCCAGUUUGCAGAUGGGGUGUACCUGGUGCUGCUCAUGGGGCUCCUGGAGGGCUACUUUGUGCCCCUGCACAGCUUCUUCCUGACCCCGGACAGCUUUGAACAGAAGGUCUUGAACGUCUCCUUUGCCUUUGAGCUCAUGCAAGACGGAGGGUUGGAAAAGCCCAAGCCGCGGCCAGAAGAUAUCGUCAACUGUGACCUGAAGUCCACCCUGCGGGUGCUGUACAACCUCUUCACCAAGUACCGGAACGUGGAGUGAGGGGCCCCGGCCCCCAGGGACCAGCCUCCGGAAUGCCCUGCCCUGCUAGCUCCUGUCUCUCGCUCUGUGCUCUCUCCCACAAAGCCAGCCGCAACCCAGAGAGUAGGGACUGACACGACAAAGCAAAGGAUCAGAAGCUCCAAGGGCUGACCCGCACCUCCCAGGCCCUGGGGCGGACCCAGCAAUGACUGGGAAGGUCAUCCGCCUCCAGAUGCCAGGUCCUGGUUUCCCUCUGAUUUAGGAACCAGUUUAGGCAAGAGGGAGUCCCCAGAAGAUGGAAGCUCAGCUCAAGUCACGAUGGGUGUGAACACAUGCCAGGCGCCCCACUGAGUCCUGUGCUAGACUCACACUCACGCAUGCCCGUGACUCUCACUGAAGUAGGCCUCAUAAUCCCCUUCGACAGAUGAGAAGACUGAGGCUCCAAGGUUCAGAAGCUGGUGUUUUCCUUCAAAUGACAGAUGUGUUAAUAACUGACCAACUGUGUUCUUGACAUGUUCUACAGGUGUGUGUGUGUGUGCAUCUGCCCACACACACCUGAGAGCUCAGAGAAGCCCAGAACCCUCUACUCCCACCAUCAGGGCAGCCCAGGACAAGGCUCAGUGACUCACACUGAAACUAGCAAAUCGAAUUUAACCCAACUAAUUGUGUGUGUGUGUGUGUGUGUGUGGCAGGAGUCAUGUCCCUCAAGUCCUUUGUAGAAAUGAAAAUUACCCUUAAUUCCUUCAGAUUUCUAAUCACCCCAUACUCUCGUUUCAGGGUGACAUUUGGGAAGAAUUCAGUUUAGAAUUAAUGGAGUGGCACAUUUUGCAACCUUUUUGCUUGAUUGCAUGUAAUGGAAAUGCCCUAUAUUUUCCUGCAAAAAUAAGUACUCAAUUCAUUAUCGUUAGGCAAAUGUACAAUCUACUCAGGCACCGCAGAGAGCUGGGCACAGGCCCACUGGAGCAUCGCUUGGGAAGUCGAGCUCUUCAACAGGGACCCUUGAACUUUGAAGAAAGGAACUCCUUUUUGCCUUCUAAUUGAUCAUUCAGACCAUUCUGGCUAAGUCUGCCCACAUGCAAUUACCGGCUAAUUCGGGCAAGGAAAAAUGUAAGUCAUUUAGACCAAAGCCGAGCAGUUUCCUUGCGUGGGUGCCUCUAGGGCCUGUGGUUACUUGUAGCUCCUCUAUGUGAACCUGACCUUGAAAUGCAGUACUCCAGCUGGGCCAGGCUGCUGGUAGGUCCUGGAGGAACAGGGAAGGAGCUCAAGGGGAAACAGGUGAUGAUAGGGGGCAGGAAGCAGGGAAAUAUUUGCACCCCUAGCAGCUGGAAGACUGCCCUCAGAGACAGAGAGGGGCUUGUGGGACUUAGUGUUUGCCCCCUUAAACUGACCUAAGCCUUGGGGUAAAUAAUCACUGCUAACUCGCCUUCAGUGUACGAUUUUCAUAAACCAUGCCCAGCGGACACCAGCUUGAGUACCUUCCUCUGGAAGCCCUUAACCACCACCUUGUCACUACUGGAGGCCCAUUGCACAAAGCCGCAUCUGGUCUGGGGAAGUCACCGUGAUCUGUGUCUACACCACCCAAAGCUAGGCCUCCUAUAUUGUCCAGAACAUUCCUUUCAGCUUUCUCUUCUUCUCUUCCUAUACUGUCUAUCUGUAGUAACUCAGAACCCAGUUUGUAAUACUACACAUUUCGCUGGGUAUUUUGCUCCAAGAAAGAAUUGUUUCUCAGCAUAGAGCAUUUAAGAUACAAAGGUAGUGUACUUUGUUACGUCAAUUUCUUUAAAAAGAAUAGAAUUUUUUUACAUAAUUAGUGAAAGAUUUUUCAUUAGGAAACACUAAGUAAUGUAAUACUUCUGUUGCUCUCUUUUAAAUUCCUGGUGGCAAAUCAAGAUAAGCAAUGACUUCGUGUCCUUGAGCAAUCCUAACGUGGGAUGAAAUGAGAGAAAUGCAUUCAUUCAAACACGCUGUGCUUUACAAA